AUGGCCACACAUCCGGCCCUCGUCACCAUCAGCUUCCGGCAACCAGGCACCCAGCCUCCCGUUUUCGUGGCGGGAUCUUUCUCAGACCCUCCCUGGCAGCUGCGCCAGAUGCAGUGCACCAGGCUCGACGCCGGGGAGAAUCAUUUCACCGUCCAAGUGCCGGUCCAGCCUGGCCAGGAAUACGCCUACAAGUUCAAGGUCGGGGAUGGUAGCGACUGGGUCCUAGACAAGCACGCGAGUAUCUCCACGCAAAGUGACGGAAGCGAGGCCAAUGUCCUCAAGGUGCCGGGCGUCACCGACACAUCGACCGGCUCGCUUCAGGCACCACUCGAGGCCACCGAGAGGAAGGGGGGCUCAUCACCCCAUCCAGGCUUGCGAGGCACACUUGCGGGCUCCUCGUCCGGCCCAGCCAAAUCGCACCUCUCUAAGACGCUGAAUGUCGAAACGCAAGCACAGCGCGAAGGAUCCCGAACCCCAAUCGAAAUUGUAGCGAAAACGGCAGCCGAGGUCGCAGACACUGCCGCCCAGCUUGACGACCUGGAGUCCACUGCGCCGGAUGGCUCUGGCACGACCCAAGGCCAAGGCGAUUUGGCCGGAGACGAUGGUGCUGACCUCAAAACACCCCUUUUCGCGCACGAAUGUUUUGGAGCGUACGAGUUUGUCGACGAUGGGCUUGACCAUCACGAGGUGUCGGACAAGGUCCCCAAGAGCAUGGACCACGGACUGUCACUGAGCGACUAUGAGACGGACAGAAUCGAUCCUGGUGACCCGACGCUUGAGCGGUUUCCCUCCGACAAGUCUUCGGUUAUGGACACGCUGCGCAAGAUUCAGUCCUGCACCGACGAACACCGACUCCAUCUCGAGGACCUGUCGAUAGAUCCCCGUGCUUCCCGCCGUACCAGCGUCGACUCGUCGGACGAGACUGCCUCGAUGGGGUCGCUGAGCCCGACGUCGACGCGCAGGAGGGAAAAUCGGCUGUCUCACAGCAGCUUUGGCCACACCAAGUCUGCAUUGUCCUUGGGAUCUAUCGCGGAGGAGCCAAAAACAGGAGAAAACGGCUCGAGCAAAUCGCAACACGUACAAAAGGCAAUGGGCCUGGCAGUAUACGACCAAGCAGUAACGCCUCCGACCGACGAUGAUGAAGCAUUGACAAUGAAAGUCUGA
Purpureocillium lilacinum is the source of this 1164-nucleotide messenger RNA. Its product is annotated as RNA helicase. The record is from RefSeq and is a predicted model, not a curated record. NCBI's taxonomy places the organism in Eukaryota, Fungi, Ascomycota, Sordariomycetes, Hypocreales, Ophiocordycipitaceae.